Molecule: messenger RNA, 1028 nt
Organism: Cannabis sativa
Lineage: Eukaryota; Viridiplantae; Streptophyta; Magnoliopsida; Rosales; Cannabaceae
Exons: 4
Coding region: 216-791 (191 amino acids)
Source: RefSeq, a predicted model, not a curated record
UAUUGUUAUAUAUUUAUGGAAAUUACAAUAACUUAGUGAACCUCUCCAAUGGCACUGUCCAAAUUCAUGAUCACUAAGGAAAAUUAAAAUCUAUAAAAAUCUAUUUAUCAUUCUCUGUUUUUUUUCUUCUAUAAUCACUCUACCAAAUUAUUUCUUCCCUUCCUACAGUGAGAUAAGAGCUGAUAGACACAAAAAUCACUUCUAAAUAUUAAGACAUGGCGUUCACUGCAACUCAAAUGUCUCUUGUUGUGAGUUCCUUUGGUUUAGUAUCCUUCAUUCUUGGUAUUGUGGCUGAAAACAAAAAGGCUCAAUCAGGAACCCCAGUUCACAAGAAAGGUUCAGUGAUAUGCAUCUACCCUUCUGAUCCCUCAAUAGCUUUGGGUUACCUGUCCUUUAUAUUUCUUCUGGCAACAACAGCAGCUGGCUAUUACUCAAUCUUUUAUCCAUACAAAGGAAAAUUUCUUUCACAAUCAAUCUUCUUUAGGAGCAAAACAUUUAUUGCCUUUUUCAACAUUGCUUUGUUAACAGGCGGUUUAGGUGCAGCCUUUACAUUGUGGCCCACAAUUGAAGAACAAAAUUUCCAUAAACACAAAGCUUAUCCCAUUACUACUGAAAAGUGCCCUACACCUAAGAUUGGUCUUCUAGGUGGUGGAGCUCUUCUUUCCCUUGAUUCAACCCUCUUGUGGUUGGUUGCUCUAAUGCUUGCAAUCAAUGUUAGAGAAGAUUUCAUUGAAUAUGGAGAUGAAGGUGAAAACCACUUGGCUAGAGCUGAAAUUAGUACAAGUAUUUGAUUGUUGUGAUCAUCUAUCUAUCUAUCUAUCUAUAUGUUUGAGAGUUUUUAAUUUUAUUAUCUAUGUCUAUUUUGUCCACAAGAAGAUGAACUCCAAUUGAGAUGAAUCAUAUAUUGUUUGUUUUAGAUGGUACUGGUGUGAGUGUCUUGUAUAGGUUUGGAUUGAUAAAUUGUGAAAUUAGAUUGGUUUUGUCAUCAUUGUGCUUUGCUUAAAACAUUACAUUUUUCUCUCUUGUUA